AUGUCUGAGCCAGAAUUUCAACAAGCUUACGAAGAAGUUGUCUCCUCAUUAGAAGACUCUACCCUUUUUGAACAACACCCAAAAUACAGAAAGGUUUUGCCAAUUGUUUCUGUUCCAGAAAGAAUCAUACAGUUCAGAGUCACUUGGGAAAAUGACAAGGGCGAACAAGAAGUUGCCCAAGGUUACAGAGUGCAAUACAACUCCGCCAAGGGUCCAUACAAAGGUGGUCUACGUUUCCAUCCUUCCGUCAACUUGUCUAUUUUGAAAUUCUUGGGUUUUGAACAAAUUUUCAAGAACUCUUUGACCGGUCUGGACAUGGGUGGUGGUAAAGGUGGUCUAUGUGUGGACUUGAAGGGAAGAUCUAAUAACGAAAUCAGGAGAAUUUGUUACGCUUUCAUGAGAGAAUUGAGCAGACACAUUGGUCAAGACACUGACGUGCCAGCUGGUGAUAUCGGUGUUGGUGGUCGUGAAAUCGGUUACUUAUUCGGUGCUUACAGAUCAUACAAGAACUCCUGGGAAGGUGUCUUAACCGGUAAGGGUUUGAACUGGGGUGGUUCUUUGAUCAGACCAGAAGCCACCGGUUAUGGUUUGGUUUACUACACCCAAGCGAUGAUCGAUUAUGCCACAAACGGUAAGGAAUCUUUUGAAGGUAAGCGUGUCACCAUCUCUGGUAGUGGUAACGUUGCUCAAUACGCUGCUUUGAAAGUCAUUGAAUUAGGUGGUACUGUCGUUUCCCUUUCUGACUCUAAGGGUUGUAUCAUCUCUGAAACAGGUAUCACUUCCGAACAAAUCGCUGAUAUUUCUAGCGCCAAGGUUAACUUCAAAUCUUUGGAGCAAAUCGUCAGUGAAUACUCUACUUUCUCUGAAAACAAAGUUCAAUACAUUGCAGGUGCUCGUCCAUGGACCCACGUCCAAAAGGUCGACAUUGCCUUGCCAUGUGCCACCCAAAAUGAAGUCAGCGGUGAAGAAGCUAAGGCUUUUGUUGCUCAAGGUGUGAAGUUUGUUGCUGAAGGUUCCAACAUGGGUUCCACUCCAGAAGCUAUUGCCGUUUUCGAAACUGCACGUUCCACCGCUGCUGGACCAAAGGACGCUGUGUGGUACGGUCCACCAAAGGCUGCCAACUUGGGUGGUGUUGCAGUUUCUGGUUUGGAAAUGGCACAAAACUCUCAAAGAAUCACUUGGACUAGUGAAAGAGUUGACCAAGAAUUGAAGAGAAUCAUGAUCAACUGUUUCAAUGAAUGUAUUGACUCUGCCAAGAAGUACACUAAGGACGGCAACGCUUUGCCAUCCUUGGUCAAGGGUGCUAACAUUGCAAGUUUCAUUAAGGUCUCUGAUGCUAUGUUUGACCAAGGUGAUGUAUUUUAA
Saccharomyces paradoxus is the source of this 1365-nucleotide messenger RNA. RefSeq names its product glutamate dehydrogenase (NADP(+)) GDH1 (gene GDH1). The record is from RefSeq and is a predicted model, not a curated record. NCBI's taxonomy places the organism in Eukaryota, Fungi, Ascomycota, Saccharomycetes, Saccharomycetales, Saccharomycetaceae. Gene Ontology annotation, molecular function: L-glutamate dehydrogenase (NADP+) activity. Bases 1 to 1365 code for a protein of 454 amino acids. Gene Ontology annotation, cellular component: cytosol. The transcript has a single exon.